Nycticebus coucang (slow loris) is the source of this 2584-nucleotide messenger RNA. It is a transcript of the gene ENDOU, whose product is annotated as endonuclease, poly(U) specific. Gene Ontology annotation, biological process: immune response. The transcript has 10 exons. Gene Ontology annotation, molecular function: polysaccharide binding; RNA endonuclease activity; scavenger receptor activity. The record is from RefSeq and is a predicted model, not a curated record. The coding region runs from base 148 to 1392 and encodes 414 amino acids. Lineage: Eukaryota; Metazoa; Chordata; Mammalia; Primates; Lorisidae.
AAGGAUCUGGAGACACCAGAUCCACAAGUCCUGAUGUCUUUAAAAGGAUCAGCUUGUGGAAUAAGGCUCAUUUGAGAGCUGUGACAUUCAUCUUGGCUCUAGUGAAAGUCCAACAGCCACUCCCCUUCUGGCCUCCAGCAGGGCACCAUGAGGGUCUAUAUCCCCCUGAUAGUGACCGUUCUCUGUGGCUUGGUCUGGGCUGGAAAAUUGGAGUCAUGCGCAUCUCGCUGUAAAGAGAAAUUUAACCAGGAUGCUGCCUGCCAGUGUGACCGCCAGUGUCGCUGGCGUGGGGACUGCUGUGAAGACCAUGAACAUCUGUGCACGGCUGCAGAGGACCUCAAAGAGCCAGAGCCAUUCCUGGAGCUGGAGGAAGAGGAGGAAGAGGCCCCGGCCAGCCACUUGUACUCGGCACCCACCUCUUGUCGGGGUCGCUGCCGCCAGGCCUUCGACAAGCACCAGCCCUGCCACUGCAACGCCCGCUGCCAAGAGUUUGGGAACUGCUGCGAGGAUUUCGAGAGUCUGUGUGGCGACCACGAGGGCUUCUCCCACAGCAGUGACACCAUAACCAAAGAGGAGCUUCAGAGCAUCUCUGAGAAGAUCUAUGGGGCAGAUACCAACAAAGCCCAGAAGGAAGACAUCAUCCUCAACAGCCAAAAGUGCAUCUCCCCCUCGGAGACCAGAGACCGGGUGGAUCGCUGCCCAGAGCCACUCUUCACCUAUGUCAACGAGAAGCUGUUUUCUAAGCCCACCUAUGCAGCCUUCAUCAACCUCCUCAACAACUACCAGCGGGCGACAGGCCACGGGGAGCACUUCAGUGCCCAGCAAUUGGCCGAGCAGGACACCUUCCUCAGGGAGAUCAUGAAGACAGCAGUCAUGAAGGAGCUCUACGGCUUCUUGCAUCAGCAGAACCGCUACAGCUCAGAACAAGAGUUUGUCAGUGACUUAAAGAAUAUGUGGUUUGGACUUUAUUCAAGAGGUGAUGAAAAGCGAGACUCAAGUGGGUUCGAACACGUCUUCUCAGGUGAAGUCAAGAAAGGUAAGGUCACUGGCUUCCAUAACUGGAUCCGCUUCUACCUGCAGGAGAAGGAGGGCCUGGUGGACUACUACAGUUAUGUCUAUGACGGGCCUUGGGAUUCUUACCCUGAUGUGCUGGCGAUGCAGUUCAACUGGGAUGGCUACUAUAAAGAAGUGGGUGCCGCGUUCAUCGGCAGCAGCCCCGAGUUUGAGCUUGCACUCUACUCCCUGUGCUUCAUUGCCAGGCCAGGCAAAGCGUGUAAGUUAAGCCUAGGUGGACAUCCCUUGGCCAUCCAGACCUAUACGUGGGACAAGUCCACCUAUGGAAAUGGCAGGAAGUACAUCGCCACGGCCUAUGUGGUGUCUUCCACCCGGUAGAGCCUCAAGCCAGAAAGGAGCAGGAGGGCAGGGAGGGCUCCUGCGAGGCCGAGGUGCACCUACUCUGGGCUGGAGAGGGGACAGAGAAGACUGCGAGGGUCCCCAAAUACCAGAUCCAUGAGAGGGAUUCUCAAAACCCCAAAUGCCCAUAUGGGAAAGAAAAAAGCUAUAAAUCAGAAAGAAAAUGCAGGAAAUGGUCAAAUCUUUGUCCUUUAGCUAUUUUGGUAACAUAGACUAAGACGGAGUCCAGGCAGAGAAGGUGGCCUCCUUCUCCAGCUCUUUGCCCUGAUGUUUGGUGGAAUCACAAGCAGGCCCUUUGACCUCAGCAGGCUUCAUGCUUCCUUGUAAAGGGCAGGGGUCUGACCUCUUUCCCCUUUGGGGGGUUAGUGAGAGGGCAAACCUGGUGAUAUUAUUAUGGUGAAGUUGUUGUUGAUUGUUCUUAGGAAGAACGGUUGAUAGAAAUUCAAGAUUACUAUAAUGGCUGUUAUUGUAGACAGCUCUGUAAACUACAGUUCAGCCCUAUGCUGGGGGCCUCAAACAAGUCAGGCCACAGAAAUCAAGCAGUAGGCCUUUGGUCUUUUCUAGAGUUAGAUCCUCUUAGAACAGAGGCUGAGAGAACUCUUACACUGGACAGACAAGGGUAAUGGAUUGGUGCAGGAAGCGGGCUGGGGUGGGGUGGCCUUCUUUGGACUUGAAUGAUUUUGUGGUAAGCUUAGUAUCUGAAUCAAGAACCUUCCCACUGGGCAGUGCCUGUGGCUCAAAGGAGUAGAGCACCAGCCCCAUAUGCUGGAGGUGGCGGGUUCAAGCCCAGCCCUUGCCAGAAACUGCAAAAAAAAAAAGCUCUUGCUGAUUGUAUUAAGAACCUUCCCACUGUGGAUGUUUAGUGCAGUUAUAGACUUAGGUUUUGAUCUCAAAAAGUGCUUUGAAAGAGUUCCCCUCACAGGAACUCUUCAGCAUUAGAAGAAAGGAACCUAUAGUUUAGUGAAUUAGCAGAAUUAUUUUAAGGUCUAUCCAGCAUCAUAAUUUGAAUAAGUCUAGAAUAGGAGACCAGGGAGAUGAAGGCUUCCUAUCUCAACCUCAAUUAUGCAUUUAUCCUUGACCCCAUUGGAAACCAGAUGCUGUCUCACAAAGCCAGGUGGACUAUGGCUUAGAGUGUUUGAGUUUCCAAUUAAAAUCAUUUAAGAAAUCAUGA